This is a messenger RNA of Tarenaya hassleriana, 2796 nucleotides long. RefSeq names its product phospholipase D gamma 1. The transcript has 10 exons. Gene Ontology annotation, cellular component: plasma membrane. NCBI's taxonomy places the organism in Eukaryota, Viridiplantae, Streptophyta, Magnoliopsida, Brassicales, Cleomaceae. The record is from RefSeq and is a predicted model, not a curated record. Gene Ontology annotation, biological process: phosphatidylcholine metabolic process; phospholipid catabolic process. Gene Ontology annotation, molecular function: D-type glycerophospholipase activity; calcium ion binding. Bases 1 to 2571 code for a protein of 856 amino acids.
AUGGCGUAUCAUCCGGUUUAUACGGAAACCAUGUCGUUUGGAGGAUCAAGCCAUGGUCAGGGCCAACAAUCUGUGCCGUUCUCGACGAAUAACGGGUCGAUGAGGGUUUUGUUGUUACAUGGAAACUUAGACAUCUGGGUUAAGGAGGCGAGAAACCUCCCUAACAUGGAUAUGUUCCACAACAAGCUCGGCGAGAUGUUUUCUGGGUUUAGCAAGAAAUCCGCCAACAAAGCCGAAGGACAAAAGCCCUCUAAGAUCACCAGCGACCCAUACGUUACGGUCUCUGUCUGUGGUGCUGUGAUUGCCAGAACAUUCGUGAUCAAUAACAGCGAAAGCCCUGUCUGGAUGCAGCAUUUUGAUGUCCCUGUUGCUCAUAAUGCCGCCGAAGUCCACUUUGUAGUGAAAGACAAUGACAUUUUCGGCUCCCAGAUCAUUGGAGCUGUCGGAAUUCCAGCUGAGCAGCUCUGGUCGGGAAACAAGGUUGAAGGGUUCUUCCCCAUUCUUAACAGUAGUGGGAAACCUUGUAAACCAGGUGCUGUGUUGAAUUUGUCCAUUCAAUUCACACCAAUGGAGAGAAUGAGCCUUUACAAAAUGGGAGUAGGUUCUGGUCCUGACUAUGCAGGAGUUCCUGGUACAUAUUUUCCGCUAAGGAAAGGCGGUAGGGUAACUCUGUAUCAGGAUGCUCAUGUUGAUGAUGACUGUAUGCUGCCUAACUUAAACCUUGAUGGUGGAAUUCAGUAUAGACAUGGCAGAUGCUGGGAGGAUGUGGCCAGUGCCAUAAGUCAGGCUCGGAGGCUGGUUUAUAUCACGGGUUGGUCUGUUUACCAUCCGGUUAGGCUGGUUCGACGGAAUAAUGAUCCAACUGAUGGUAUAUUGGGUGAAUUGCUUAAAUCUAAGUCACAAGAAGGUGUGAGAGUGUUGCUUCUUGUGUGGGAUGAUCCAACCUCUAGGAGCAUUUUGGGCAUCAAAACGCAAGGAGUGAUGGGCACGAGCGAUGAGGAGACUCGUCGGUUUUUCAAGCAUUCUUCGGUGCAAGUUCUUUUAUGUCCUAGAUCUGGUGGGAAAGGCCACAGCUUUAUAAAAAAAUCUGAAGUUGGAACAAUCUACACACAUCAUCAAAAGACCGUGAUUGUAGAUGCUGAUGCAGGUCAGAACAGAAGAAAGAUCAUAGCUUUUGUUGGGGGGCUCGAUUUGUGCAAUGGACGAUAUGAUACCCCCAAGCAUCCUCUGUUUAGGACCUUAAGGACAUUGCAUAAAGAUGACUUCCAUAACCCGAAUUUUGUGACUACUGCGGAUGAUGGACCAAGGGAACCAUGGCAUGAUCUGCAUUCUCGAAUUGAUGGUCCUGCUGCCUAUGAUGUUCUUGCAAACUUUGAAGAGCGUUGGCUAAAAGCCUCGAAACCACGAGGACUUGGGAAGCUAAAGACAUCGCGUGAUGAUUCGUUGCUGAGGAUAGAAAGAAUUCCCGACAUUAUGGGGAUAUCCGAAAUUUCUUCUGCUAAUGAUAAUGAUCCAGAGUCAUGGCAUGUCCAGGUUUUCCGUUCAAUUGAUUCAAGCUCUGUCAAAGGGUUUCCAAAGGAUCCCAGAGAAGCUACAGGCAGAAACCUCCUAUGUGGGAAGAACAUACUCAUAGACAUGAGCAUACAUGCUGCUUAUGUUAAGGCCAUACGAUCUGCUCAACACUUCAUCUACAUUGAGAACCAGUAUUUUCUCGGGUCAUCAUUCAACUGGGAUUCAAACAAAGAUUUGGGUGCGAAUAAUCUAAUCCCGAUGGAAAUUGCACUCAAGAUAGCGAAUAAAAUCAGAGCGAGGGAGAGGUUUUCUGUGUACAUAGUUAUUCCAAUGUGGCCAGAAGGUGCUCCAACAAGUAACCCUAUUCAGAGAAUUCUCUUUUGGCAGCAUAAAACCAUGCAAAUGAUGUACGAAACCAUCUACAAGGCUCUUGUGGAGGUUGGUCUCGAUGGGCAGUACGAGCCACAAGACUUUUUGAACUUCUUCUGUCUUGGAACAAGAGAGGUGCCUGAAGGGACUGUUGCUGUAUAUAAUCCUCGGAAUCAAAAUCAGGCAAACCCUGUUCAGGUGCAAGCUUUGAAGAGCAGGAGAUUCAUGAUAUAUGUACAUUCCAAAGGAAUGAUAGUGGAUGAUGAGUAUGUCAUAAUAGGCUCGGCAAAUAUAAACCAGAGAUCCUUGGAAGGAACUAGAGACACCGAAAUAGCAAUGGGAGGGUACCAACCACACCAUACAUGGGCAAUGAAAGGUUCUCGUCCUCGUGGCCAGAUCUAUGGAUACAGAAUGUCGUUGUGGGCGGAGCAUCUAGGGUUUCUGGAGCAGGGUUUUGAGCAGGCAGAGAGCUUGGAGUGCGUGAGAAGGGUGCGGCAAAUGAGUGAGUUCAACUGGAGGCAAUUCGCUGCGGAAGAGGUGACAGAGAUGAAAGGUCAUCUCCUGAAAUAUCCGGUUCAGGUCGACAGAACCGGCAAAGUCAGGCCUCUUCCUGGCUGUGAGACAUUCCCAGAUGUCGGCGGGAAGAUCUUGGGAUCGUUUCUUGCUGUCCAAGAAAACCUCACCAUCUGAUCUGGUUCCCCAAGCUGGUGAGAUUCUUUUUUUAGUUGUCCAUGACCAUGUACAUGUUCUUCGGUCCUUUUUGGGCCUGUUUGCGUUCGGCCCAAUUAGAGCUUUGUCUAUUAUAGUUCAGAAACAUGUUUUUGGUUUCUUUUGAUAUUUUCGAUGUUUUUAUCUGUGUAAUUAAUUAUUUGUAACCGUUUUUAAUCUGUCAAAUCCUUUCUAUUAAUUACUAUA